CCCUCCAUCCCCUAUUUUUGAAACCCAGCUCUAUGCCCCAGGCUUCUCCUUGACCUCAAUCGUGUUCUUUUCCUGACACUUAGGCAGCAAAGGUCCCAGCCCUAAAAAAAAAAAAAAAAAAAAAAAGCAGGAGAGCAGAUUCAGGUACGGUUAAGGCUCAGGUAAAAGUCAGCAGCCAAUGGAAAGCACAGCAAUCAGAAGGGCUCCACCUCUGAGACAGGAACACCCAAGCAGUCUUCUCUUUCCAAGGGAAAAUGAUUUCUCCUGAACUGGUGAUGAGUUUAAGCCGUGUUUUCUUUGGCCAGCUGUGGGGAAAGCAGCCCCCUCGGGAUCCCUGGUGAAGGAGGAGCCAGCGGCAGGCCAGCCCACCAGCAGCCGCCGAGUUCUGAGGGACGAUGAAUUGGGGAGUCUUCGAGGGACUGUUGAGCGGCGUCAACAAGUACUCCACAGCUUUCGGCCGCAUCUGGCUCUCUCUGGUCUUCAUUUUCCGCGUGCUGGUCUACCUGGUGACCGCUGAGAAGGUGUGGAGCGAUGACCACAAGGACUUUGACUGCAACACGCGCCAGCCGGGCUGCUCCAACGUCUGCUACGACAACUUCUUCCCCGUCUCCCACGUCCGGCUGUGGGCCCUGCAGCUCAUCCUGGUCACCUGCCCCUCGCUGCUAGUGGUCAUGCAUGUGGCCUACCGGGAGGCCCGGGAGCGGAGACACCUGGAGCAGGUGGGCGCAGGCGGCGGGCGCCUCUACCCAAACCCGGGCAAGAAGCGCGGAGGGCUCUGGUGGACUUAUGUCUGCAGUUUGGUCUUCAAGGCUGCCGUCGACUCGGCAUUCCUCUACGUGUUCUACCGCUUCUAUCGGAACUACAUGCUCCCGCGUGUGGUCCUCUGCAGCGAGGACCCCUGCCCCCACACCGUGGACUGCUUCAUCUCCAAGCCCACGGAGAAGAACAUUUUCACACUUUUUAUGGUGACUACCGCCAUCAUCUGUAUCUUGCUCAACUUGGUAGAACUGGGUUACUUGAUCAGCAAGAGGUGCUGGGAAUGUCGCGGGGUCGGGAGAAGAGAUACCAAGAAGGACUUACUGACCGGGGGUGACCUCAUCUUCCUGGGCACAGACGCCACGCCAGCCCUUCUGCCCUUUUCUUCUGAUUCCCCCCGAGACCAGGUGAAGAAAACCCUGGUAUAAAGAACUGCCUGGUGGGCUCCCUGCAGCAGCACUGG
This is a messenger RNA of Sarcophilus harrisii (Tasmanian devil), 1219 nucleotides long. RefSeq names its product gap junction protein beta 5 (gene GJB5). The coding region runs from base 396 to 1184 and encodes 262 amino acids. Gene Ontology annotation, biological process: cell communication. The transcript is spliced from 2 exons. Gene Ontology annotation, cellular component: connexin complex. The record is from RefSeq and is a predicted model, not a curated record. NCBI's taxonomy places the organism in Eukaryota, Metazoa, Chordata, Mammalia, Dasyuromorphia, Dasyuridae.